This is a messenger RNA of Durusdinium trenchii, 1473 nucleotides long. Lineage: Eukaryota; Dinophyceae; Suessiales; Symbiodiniaceae. The record is from the annotation of a GenBank genome assembly.
AUGGACCAGAACAUCACCUACCAGCACCUUCUUGAGAUCGACAUCACCUUCAACAACCUCUUGCCCCUGUACAACAGUCGGCUGCUGAAGGCUUAUGCUUCCUUAGACGCCCGUGUGGCCAAGCUGGGGCGCCUGGUGAAGUUUUGGGCGAAGCAGCGACAAGUGAACGAAGCCUUGGAGGGGACUUUGUCCUCCUAUUCUCACUGCAUCCUGCUGAUUAAUUUUUUACAGCGCAAGAACAUUUUGCCCAUCCUGCAAGAGAAGAACGAGUUGGAAGCCUUUGCGCGAGAUGAAAUGUUCGAUGGCAUACAUGAUGUGUGGUUUUUGGAUCCCUCCAAAGAGUUGACCUGCGAGAGCGCGGAGUGGCAGACCUGGGCGAUGAAUCGACCCAAGGAGGCGACCCUGCGAGGCCUCUUGACCGGCUACUUCCGAGACUUGGCCUAUUCGCUGAAAGCGCACUCCUCUGUGGCCAGCAUUCGCUUCAGAGGACACCUUCAUAAGGAGGACUACUUCCGACGGAUGCUGCAGAGGAAGAAGGAGCUUGAAGUGAAGGUACCCCUUGUGGUCGAGUGCGAGGAGGCUGAGGCGGGUCCUGAAGUCCCAGAGGAGGCAGAGGAGGCGGAGGCCCACGAGGACGUCCCCGACGACGACGAGGCGGAUGCAGCGGUCGACGCGGCGGAGGCCGACCCAACCGCGGCCGUGGAGGUGGCGGAGACGCCGCCUUUGGGCCCUGUGAAGGUCGAGGACUUCGAGCCACCAGCCUUGAAGUACAAGCUUCCAGCAGAAGAACAUGAGCUGCAGCAAGCCAUGUCCCAGCGGCAAGUGCUUUGCAUCGACGAUCCCAUGGAGCUGGGACGCUCCUUAGGCGCCUCCUUUCAGGGCUUCGAACGGCUUUGCUUCGAAUGGCGCCGAGCCUUUCAUCAUUUGACGCGGUAUCCAGAGUGCACCGCAGAUCAAGAUCUGUCGCAUUUGCGUGAGCUCUUCUGCGAGUCCAAUGUGAAGGCAAUUUUUCAACUCGAGAGGCAUCGGAAUUUUGCAAACCUCGUGGAGAAAAGCACCGAUCGCCCCAGUCGCUCCAAUAAGAUCCCCUGGGCUCCAGGUUCACCCUAUGGUGGAAAGAGCUGGACGGGCUCGACAGGACGCAGCUGGCACAAUGGGGCUGCCUGGAGAGGAGAGGGAAGGAAAGGAAAAGGAUAUGAAGAAAGAGGAGAGAAAGGAGAAUCGAAGGGUGAGCAAGGUGAGACGAAAGGCGACACGAAGGGCAGCAGUUUCUACCCUGAGCCCAAAGGUGAAUCCAAGGGUCACAGUUUCUACGACAACAAAAGUGACUCAAAAGGCAGGAGCUUCUACGGCUGGGGUGGCGAGGUUGGCCGAGAAGGGAAAGGGGCCGCACAGACUACGCAUGCCCGCGCAAGCGGAAAACAGGGUGGAGGAAAUCAUGAGCGCGCAGAAGGCAAAGGAUUGUGGCAGUAG